Molecule: messenger RNA, 5689 nt
Organism: Poeciliopsis prolifica (blackstripe livebearer)
Lineage: Eukaryota; Metazoa; Chordata; Actinopteri; Cyprinodontiformes; Poeciliidae
Product: receptor-type tyrosine-protein phosphatase eta-like
Exons: 26
Coding region: 160-4488 (1442 amino acids)
Biological process (GO): protein dephosphorylation
Molecular function (GO): protein tyrosine phosphatase activity; protein binding
Source: RefSeq, a predicted model, not a curated record
UGUCGCUGGCGCCCGUCCGAAAGAAGCAGAGUGGGGACCGGGAGGGCUAGCGUUUUCAAGGCAGGAAGUUUAAACAUGAGGACCGUCAGCGAGUAGAAGACAGUAAAGACACCAAGACUCUUGUUUUUGUUUUUGAGUCCAUCAGGAGAGAGCGGCAUCAUGAAGCCGCUCCGGCGCUUCAGCUUCACCCUGUGGACUCUGCUGGCUCUCGGCGCUCUCCUCCCGAACAUUCAGGCUCAGAAUUCUGCCCCUACAAAUACGACGGCUGCCCCUACAAAUCCGACGGCUGCCCCUACAAAUCCGACGGCUGCCCCUACAACCAUGACGGCUGCCCCUACAACCAUGACGGCUGCCCCUACAACCAUGACGGCUGCCCCUACAACCAUGACGGCUGCCCCUACAACCAUGACGGCUGCCCCAACAACCAUGACGGCUGCCCCAACAACCAUGACGGCUGCCCCUACAACCAUGACGGCUGCCCCAACAACCAUGACGGCUGCCCCAACAACCAUGACGGCUGCCCCAACAACCACGAUGGCUGUCCCUACAACCACGACAGCUGAACAAACAACUAGAAUUAAAGCACCUGGAAAUGUGUCAAAUCUCUUCGUGGAAAGUAUCACAACAUCCUCUGUGAAAGUGAUCUGGAAUAAAACAGAAGAUGCACGCUACCGAGUAUACUGGAAAAAUGGAACAAUUACCAGCAAUGAAACAGUAACAGAAAAUUUCAAAAGCAUCACAGGACUAGAUCCUGGGGUUCAGUACAAUAUAACAGUUACUGUUGUUGCAAAUGAUAAUGUCACUGAAGGACUUCCUAACACAAAGACUGUCUACACAAGGCCUGUAAAACCUGUGAAAGUCCAAGUUGAAUCAAGAACAAGUGACAAUAUCACCAUCACGUGGGCUUUGCCUGAAGGAAGGGUUGACCAUUACAGCGUGAACAUCUCAAACUCAAGCAGUAACUACAGCAACUUGACAGUAAAUGCCACCAGAGCAGUGUUCUCUGGUUUACUCCCUGGAAGGAUUUUCAUUUUCACAGUGACUGCUGUCGCUGGAACGUUCACCAGUACCUCUGAUCAGUUUUCAUUUGCAACAUAUCCGUUAUAUGUCAAGUCCUUCAACAUCUACCAAAGGACAAACUCGUCUUUGUACCUGCAGUGGAAUAUUUCAGAAAAGAUGGAAGGUGCUCCUGAUAUCAGCUAUGCUAUCACCUACAAUCAUACAAAUGACAGUGUGUCAAAGAAUUGCUCUACAGAUAAGACGGACAUAGCGUUAGAUGAUCUUCAGCCUGGAACCAGUUACACCAUAAGUAUAACCACUGUUGGACCGGAGCAACUGAGGAGCACUCCAGUCACCAUUUAUGCUUACACUUUGCCCAACGCAGUGACCAAUUUGAAUGUGAACUUUGUGAACACCACAUCCGUCCAGCUCUCCUGGAGCAGACAAGCGGAUUACAAGAAUUCCUACAAGUAUCUGGUGGAAGCAUUUCUGGGCAGUGAGCAAGUUUACCAUACCUCCACGCCCAAUGAGACCGCCUCCUUCAACAGUCUGACUCCUGGAACCCUGUACACAUUUCAGGUGUCAACAGUUUACGAAGGGGUGAAAUCAACAAACGCAAGCAUAAAUAAAUAUACAAUUCCUGCACAGGUCUCAGACCUUUCAGUCAUAGGAACCACCUCCAGCUUGUCAGUGAGCUGGACAAAAGCAGUUGGGCAGGUUUCCUCAUACUUUAUCCGGUUAUACAAUGGCACAAAUUCCUUGAUAAACAACACAAAUCUGACCAAGGAGACUACACAGUUUAGAUUUGAGGAUUUGAAACCAGGAGUGCUUUACCAUGUUGAGGUUGUCACUAAAAGUGGACCUGAGGAGAACAACAUACGUGUUUCCAAUGCAACUUUUCCUAACCCCCCUGGCGCUAUCAUGGUGGACUUUCAGACCAACAAAUCCAUCAAUUUUAGUUGGCCCCUUCCAGCUAACAUGGGUGCUUCCCAGUACUUCACUGUGGUCACUAUAAAUGGCUUCAAUAAUACCCAGAAGAACUGGUUCCUGUUGGAAAACCUUGAGUCAGGAUCCAAGUACACAGUUUCUGUAGUCACUGUUGGUGCGUUGAACUAUACGAGUACAGAACGGAGCACACAAAUCUAUACAAGACCAAAUUCGGUGACGGGUCUGACAAAGACGAAAGUCACCACGAGUUCAGUAACCCUGGAGUGGAAUGAGCCAAGCAGCAAACCACCCUUCAUUUAUGAAGUGCAGCUUGGAAGUGCUGUCUCUAAUGUGUCACAGUUGAAAGUGGUAAACACUACAACAACUACAUUUGAUGGUCUUGAGUCUGGGAGCAAAUACAAUUUUACCGUCACUACAAUUACAGAAGAUCACACUCAAGCAGAGUCUGUGACGGUUUUCUAUUACACAAGUCCUCACAACGUGAAGUCUCUCAAACUUGAUCCUGAUGAGGAACAUAUCAAUCUAACCUGGAAUCGACCUGAUCAGUAUAAGGACACCUAUCGUUUUUUUGUCACCUGGCAAAGCCGCGAGUGGACACAUGCUCGGAACACCACAACUGAGGGAAUUUCAUAUAGCAUCACUGAAUUGACACCUGGUAUUGAGUACAACAUCACCAUCAUCACCAAGACCUCUGAUGGAACAGAAUCUGCCACACAAACGGUGUCCAGCUGCACAAAUGCAAGUCCUGUGAGGAACUUAACAUGUAAUGGACCAAACAAUGGAGAUGCAAAAAUUAUUCUGAGUUGGACCAAACCCAAAGGAAACUACUCUAAUUUCAAGUUUACUGUAACCAACACUUCCACACUUUCUUAUGCGAACGGUGUUGAACACACUAUUUCUAACCUUACUUACCAUUCUAUAUAUGGGAUUGAAGUAGAGACUCAGAGUUGUGGGAAACCUAGCACUCCUCAGUGGAAAACAUGUCAGACAGGUGUUGCAAAGCCCCCGAUUCCAUCAGGCUUUGGGAAGCAGAUGUCUAAAACUCACAAUACAUUCACACUUCGUAUUCAGACUGGCCAGAUAAACAACUCUAAAGGACCAGUGACUCACAUUGGGAUUCUGGUAACAAGCGAUGACAGUGCCAACAUUACUGAUAUCGAAAAUUUCCUGGGGAAAACAUACAGCGAAUGGAGAGCAAAGUCUGCAAUAGCAUAUCUUGCAACAGUCAUGAACUAUAUCCAAACGCUCCAGAGAAGUUCUGUUAACUUGGACUUUGAGAUAGGAAAUGGAUCAAAGUGGGAAGGCUAUGCUAAUGAUGCUCUGGACCCAACUGGAAGUUACAGGUAUGCCGUAGUGGUUUGCACCUAUUUGGUUGUGAAGUCAGGAAAAAUUGACACCGUGAAAUCAGUGUGUUCCAUAUCAGCUUUGUCUGAUGUGAUUAUUCUCGACAAAGACCCAGCUAUCACCUCUACUGCUAUUGGAGCAACGCUGGGAAUUUUUGGAGUUCUUUUUAUCAUCCUUAUUGGUUUCAUCAUCUAUUGGAAAAGGUUAUCCCGUAAGGAGUCUCCUGACAUCCAGAUUGAGUCAGUGGGGGGGAAAGUAAGUGUGGCUGUGAGAGUGGAGGACUUUGAAACUUACUACAGGAAGCAGAAAGCUGACUCCAGCUGUGGCUUCGCUGAAGAAUUUGAGGACCUAAAGCCUGUUGGUACAGCACAAGCAAAACUGCAUGCACUGGCUCUUGAGAACAAGCCUAAAAAUCGCUACAACAACGUGCUUCCUUAUGACUCCUCAAGAGUGAAACUCUCUGUUGUCCAUGGAAGUCCAAAUGAAGAUUACAUCAAUGCUAACUACAUGCCGGGUUACCUUUCCAGGAAGGAGUUCAUCGCUGCUCAGGGACCUUUGCCUGCAACUGUCAACGAGUUCUGGAGGAUGAUCUGGGAGAAGAACGUCCAAACUCUGGUCAUGCUAACACGCUGUAAUGAACAAGGAAGAGUUAAAUGUGAGCAGUACUGGAGUCCUGGCACCAAAUACUAUGAAGAAAUAGUUGUGACAACAACUUCUGAAAUCCAACUUGAAGACUGGACCAUCAGGGAUUUUGACAUAAAAAAUGUGAAAACAACAGAAGUCCGCUCAGUCCGCCACUUCCAUUUUACAGCCUGGCCGGAUCACGGCGUUCCAGAAACCACUGAGCUUCUGAUCAGCUUCAGACAUCUGGUCAGAGAGCACAUGAACCAGUAUUCCAGAAACUCCCCCACAGUGGUUCACUGCAGUGCUGGAGUCGGGCGCACAGGCACCUUCAUAGCCAUUGAUCGCUUGAUCUUCCAGAUCGAAAGGGAAAACAUUGUAGAUGUGUACGGCAUUGUUCAUGAUCUGCGAAUGCACAGGCCCCUUAUGGUGCAGACGGAGGACCAGUAUGUCUUCCUAAACCAGUGUGCCUUGGACAUCAUCCGAGCGAGAACAGGGAACAAUGUGGAUCUAAUCUACCAGAACACAGCUGCCAUCUCAAUUUAUGAAAACGUAGAACCCAAAAGGAGAAAUUAGUCCGCUUUUUUAUUUCUUUAAAUCUCUCCCUCUCUUUUUGGGUGAGAAAUAACUGAGCAAACAAGUUUAAAGGGAAUAUGUUUGUUAGAAAUAUCAACCUAUAAGGGUUUAAUCCUCUUUUUUUAUAUUUAUUUGUUUAAAAAAAUGAGGAAACAGCAUUUUUUUAUGCUUCUGCCUUAAAUUCUCUGCAUUUUCUUUGCACUGCACAAUUAUUAUAAAAAUGCUUUCUACUGUAAAUGACUCACAGAUUUUUAUUUUGCUCAGGUAGUUUUAUUGUAUACUGUUUUGAUAUUUUUAAAUACACUUUUAAAUCGAACUGUACAAAAGAAAGGCUGGUGGCAUGUGCCUUAAAAACAGCAUUCAUGCGUUUCCACCAGUAGAGGGCACACUUAUCUUAUUUGUUCUAGUUGUUAAACAGGGAUAAUGUGAUAUUUUAAAGGAACUUUUAAGUUAUUCUCUCCUUGCCUUACUAACUGUUAGCCAAUAUGAACUGUGCAAUGUGAUUUAAUGAAGGAGUUUAUUUGUUGUGGUCUCUUUUGUAUUUAUAUGCACUGCAAUGUGACGAAUGCACUGGAUGCAUUUAUGCAUUUGUCCCACACUGUCCAUUUCAAACAUUAGAGGGUGUUUCUUUUCAAGUAGUUUAUGUUACAUUCUGGCCAGUGGUUCUUGAAAUGGAAUAUCUACCUUAUUCCUCAUUUCAUCUCAGGAACUUCUUUCAAGAAGAGCAUUUUACUGGCUGUACAUGUGUUCAAAUAUAUAUAAUGCACCAGUUUGUAUUAUUAAUUAAGACAUUAUUUCAAUUGUCUUUUUUGCUUUUUUCUAUGCUGUACAUUCUUUAGAAAAAACAUGUUAUUUCAUUUCCUGAGACAUCUCUUAUCCAGCUAUGCUCACUUCCUCUGUAUUAAAAGUCACUGGAAAAGUAAAAAUGUACAUAUUUUUGUCAAUCUUUCGAACAGCAGGAUUUUCCAUUAGCUUGGUACGUUUCUUUUUUUAUAUAUAGUUUGAUUUAUAGCACUUAUUUUUUAAUGAGAAAUAGGAACACAAAAUAGUAAAUUUUUUAAAGAUGUUUUAAAAUGCUUUAUGAGAUGCUUGCUGGUUCAACGCAACUAUGUAAAAUGAGCAGAAGAUAUGCACUUCUUAAAUAUGUAAAAUUAAAUGGGAUUAAAGAUGCUGCAACAUUGUGGCAACAAUGUACUCUUUA